Molecule: messenger RNA, 3478 nt
Organism: Megachile rotundata (alfalfa leafcutting bee)
Lineage: Eukaryota; Metazoa; Arthropoda; Insecta; Hymenoptera; Megachilidae
Gene: dpr12
Product: defective proboscis extension response 12
Biological process (GO): synapse organization
Cellular component (GO): neuron projection membrane
Source: RefSeq, a predicted model, not a curated record
UUUCCGUGGCUGAUCUGACAGAGAAGCGGACUGAUAUAUCAGUCCUGUGUGCGUACGACUGCGAAAAUCGCUAGUGAGAGUUUGCUGUGUAUCGUGAGAGUGAACAGUGAACGAGAGAGUUGCCUCUCUGGUGUUUGACUGAGUCGAGAAAAAGAGACUGUCUCGUUCCAGUGAAUUCCGCUGCCACCUAGUCUGGAUUUUCGAUUAAAGACCACCGUGGAUCGUGAGUCCGAGAUACGGGGGUAUCAUGUAUCCCCGAUUGCAGCCCUCCUUUGAGGGUUGAAUCGACGAUUCGACCCGUCGGCUUAACUGUGGUGCAUCCUAGACGAGACGGUGUGUAAUCGUACCCUGGAACUACGUCGAACUUGCCUUCCUUCAGGACCACCGAUCCCGACACGAGAGCUGGUCCCACGGUGGACUAACCGUGUACCACAUCCCCGCGCUGAAAGAGGACCUGAAACCUCGCAAGGAUGCGGGAUCGGCUAUCGUGGUACAUGGUCUUUCUGGUCCUGCCGACAAUCCUCCUGGCCAGGUCGCUCGAUAAAGACCGACGAGUACCUUACAGCAUACCGUCGGACUGGAAGACACUUUGGUUCAGCAAUCUGGACGAGUUGCAAAGAGUGAACGAUGCGAACGAUAACAACACCGUCUCCAACGUCACGGUGCAGUUGGGAGGGACAGCCUUUUUGCAUUGCAAAGUUCGCAAUUUGGCCGAAAGAACGGUGUCCGACGCCGAGAUAUCCUGGAUACGACGACGUGAUUUCCACAUCCUAACCAGCUCGAUGUUCACGUACACGAACGACGAGCGGUUUCAGGUUUUGCAUCCAGAGGGAUCGGACGAUUGGACGCUUCAAAUCAAGUACGUUCAAGAGAGAGACAACGGGACCUACGAGUGCCAGAUCUCGAGAAGUACAGGGAUACUAUCACACUUUGUCAAUCUAAACAUAGUUAUACCAGAAGCAUUUAUAUUAGGAAGCGGCGAGCAUCACGUCGAUGUAGGAUCCAUUAUAAAUCUCGUAUGCAUCAUAGAAAAGAGUCCAACACCGCCGCAGUAUGUUUUCUGGUAUCAUAAUAGUCGAAUGAUAAAUUAUGACAACACACGGGGCAGCGUAACCGUACACACUGAUCCCAGCUCGACUCAAAGUCGGCUGACGAUUCGCCAUGCGGUGGAAUCGGACACAGGCAAUUACACGUGCAGCGCCUCAAAUACCAAGGCAGCAUCCAUCUACGUCUUUGUCACAGAAGGUGACAAAAUGGCAGCCAUACAGCGCCGUAAAACAUCGGCCGCGGAGAGAAAUUUCUGUGAAUUGCUAGUACUACUUGUCACCAUUGCGAUAGGGGCCGUUUUAACGCGAUAAGCGUUUCUCUUCGAUAUGUCCAUAAUUAUUAUACCGUUACUUCCGUUUGUGAUAGAUAGGCUACUAUUCUGCGAUUUUAACCCUCUAUUCACUCUCCUUCUUUCCCUUUGAAUGCCUGAACAUCGUCAUUACCAUAAGCGACUUCUUGUUUUCCUUGCGUUCAUCGUUCUUUUCCUCAUCUUGUUUUCUUUUUAUCUUCGACAUCCUCCCCUCAUCGUAUCGUCUCUGUAAUUUUUCGUUUCCUUCACCACGUUUUAUUGGCUAUUUAACAUAAUUGUUAUACCAUUUGAUAUUAUUCUCGUUGUAAUAUUUUCUUUUUCCAUUUCAUCGCCGAGGUUGCCGCCGGCUGAAUUAUUUCAACAUACGAGAUUUUCAUGGUAGAUUGUUCUACGUGUUCUGGAUCCACAUCGUUACGUGCGUCUGAAAUUGUAGAUAUACUAGCGGUUAAUUAUGCAGUUUCUCUCUCUUUCUCUUUCUCUCGCCUUUCUUUCACCUUUCAUUCUCCAUCCUGCAUCUUCAAUCGAUUUGUGGCCGCGACCGUUACGAACCUAAGGUUAAUAUGAUUUCAACAAUAUAAAUUCACUUUCCACGCGAAAAUUACAUAAGUUUUUCAUAAUGCAGGGGAAGCGGCGGUUGCUUAUGGAUUAGCUGUAAUAAAACUGGAGUGCGAAAUUAAAUAUUCAGUGGAAGUUGCUGCUAACAAGUUUGAGCUUCCUGAAUAAUAAGAUAUUUAGUAAAAUUAACGGUUGUAUAAAGGUCUGAUUUAAUGUAACAAAAAAAACAUGUUACUAGGAAAUCGACCAUGUGUUUGCUGGUAAAAUUAAAUACCGAAUAAACGAAUUUAAUUCAAAUUUACUGCACUUACCUUUCAUAAUGGAACUACAUUUAAAUAAACUUAAAUUACAAAAUAAACUUCCAUGUUAGUAUUUACAUUUUAUGUUCCACAUAAAAGCUGUAACAUCGGUGAUAUGAAAACAAAAAGCACUUGUUAUUUUCGAAAGCACAGCGGUAAAUUGAAUAAACCAGUUCGACAUAAUGAAAAGUAUUGUGAGACAUUAACAAUGUCAACAAAACAUUCCAUACAUUUUGUUCUGUAACAAUAAUGGUGACCGCCAUUUCCCCAUUCUCUCCUAAACUUAAUUUAUAUAGUGGUCUCUACUGGAUAAUAAAAAUGUUUCAGUUAACCCAAAAAUUAAAUAAAAAAUAUACAUUGUUAUUCAAAUCUACAGUACAAUUUUUUUACUAACAUUCGUAACUCAUUCUGUCGUUCCUUGUCUUCUUUUCAAACGUUUCUCAACCAACGGGGCUCAAAAUAAUCACUGCCACCUUGUGCCAAAACGACACAAGUUCAAUGGAAAAUAUCAUUACAAUAUCUACUAAUUAUAAUUUAUUAUAAAUUAAAUUAUAACCAGUACUUGAACAAAUAAGUCAGACAUUUUAUUUAAGUUUACAAGAAAUUCAAAAUAUUAACUUAUGUUGCGUCUCGCAAGAAAAUGGUUGAGAAACGCAGUUUCAAAUUUUUGAAAUCUUUUCGAAACCGGCGGCAAAUUGUUUCUCGGUAACGACACGUCUUUUAGAAGCAAUAUCGACAUCUAUGUGCCAUCGGUCGCGUUUACUCUCUUUGAACUAGCAAUAAACUUCGAAUCAGUUUUGAUAGGCGUCAGAAUGAGCAACAAUUCUAUGUCGUGGCAAUUUUCCCAAAGUCUUGCUUUCAUUCACCGAGGUACAGAGACAGACACAGAACCGUGCGUGAAUCAAACUUUGAAAUUGAUAGCGUUGCCAAGUAUCGCUUCGAAUUUGCCAAACUUCGCGUAUCCUUCGCUAACCCUCGGCCCUACCUUGACUCUCGUAUCUUCUCCUAUAAUUAAUCACCACUUAGAAGGUUUCAGUUCCAUUUUAUCGACUUCGAUUCCGAACAGCUUUACCAGUUUCAAGCGUGCAAAACGUCAGAUCAAUACUCCGCGCAUACGCCAUUAUUAUUGUUCGUGAAGACUCGUUUUAAAAAAUAAGAAAAUUGUCAAGUUUUUUUUUCUCGAGUGUUAAUUUUUAUAUACGGAUUAAUUACUGUGGCGGUUGACUGCUGGAGGCUGUUUUGCAAUCGCGAGGCGUUCGCUUUAUCA